Molecule: messenger RNA, 1097 nt
Organism: Aphanomyces invadans
Lineage: Eukaryota; Oomycota; Saprolegniomycetes; Saprolegniales; Verrucalvaceae
Exons: 2
Coding region: 1-813 (270 amino acids)
Source: RefSeq, a predicted model, not a curated record
AUGAGGUGUCGGUCCCAAGAGCUUCACAGCCCAAAAUCCGCUCAAGCUCUCUCGACCUUGUGCCGCCGUCUCACACAGAGCCCAAGCUUGAGAAACAUGAUCCGUGCCGCUGCCCUCUUUGCCUUCGCUGCCGUCGCGGUGGCCAACCCUCCGCAGUAUUCGGAACCUACGCCUGCGCCCUACACCACUAAACCCACUGAGUACACCCCUGUGCAGCCGACGCCCAAGCCAACUCCCGCACCCACGUACUACGUCCCCCCAAUGACUCCCCCUCCGCCGUUCGUACCUCCUACUGAAGACUCGUACGGCCCUGCACCCGAGCCAGCUUGCACGUCAACGUACAAGCCUAACUCAGCCAAGUACCUCGCGUACACGUGCUCAUCGUUGUACGCAACCGCGUCCAAGUGGGCGACCAACAACUGCAAGGCGUACUACCAAGUGACCGCUGGUUACGACGACAAGGCGUUAUACCAAGCGCAUUUGUGCACAUACUGGUCGCAGCGAAGUGUGUUCCGCGUUGUCACGUCGUGCUUCAUCGAAGCGCACUUGCGCAACGAAUUCAUCACCAAGUAUGGCAAGGACGGUCCGGGCAAGUGGUUCUGCAAGUACUCGGCCUUUGUCAAACAAGUCAAGGACUGCUACUCGUCGUCGCUGCACUAUUACCCGCUCGGAGUCUCGCUCAACACGUUGGAAAAGACGGUCGUGGCACUCAACCCGCCCGCCAAGGACACGCCUCCGUUCGAGUUUACGGGCGCGUCCGUCGCUUUGUGUGCGUACUACAACAAGGACCAAGUGUCCAACAAAGUUCAAUAAAGCCCACUUCAAACGCGCUUGGAGAAUUGGUUCCUGCUGCUACUUGUGUCGGCCAGCCAUGUCGUUCACCGUGGAGCCGUGCAAUGGCGGUUCGUCGAAGAUCCAAGUAUUUAACACGUUAUUGAUGUUUCCAGUUCAUAUCCUCCAAAAUAUACUCCAUUCCCUGUACCAGGUCUAUGUCGUGUCGUAGACGAGGAAUGCACCGCAGUCGAUCGUUCGUUGCAUGCGACGACUACAACGACGCCGAUGGGAUGUUGGUGGCGGGAGGAGUCGGCGCCACGACA